CAGGGGUUACAUUUCUUGGAAUGAUGACAUGGACAAGGCUCUUCUUGACACAUUUGUGGAGUACUAUAACAAGGGUGAAAGAUGCCAGAAUGAGUGGAAGUCUCAUGUCUAUACAACUGCUAUCAAGAAUGUCCGAGAAAAGUGUAAUGUGGAUAUCUCAAAAUACAACAUCAUGGUGAGGAACAAGACCUUUGACAAACACUACACUAUCAUCAAUGGUAUGCUGGAAUCAAUUGGAUUUGGUUGGGAUUGGAACAAAAACAAAAUAUCUGUUGAUAAUGAUUCUGUAUGGGAAGAAUAUGUGGCGAAAAACAAAGAAGCUUCUGGGUAUAGGCACAAGACUGUCUUGUACUGGCACUCAAUUAGCUUGGUGUUUGGCAAAGACCAUGCUACCGGUGAAGCGGUAAGGACUGCAACUGAGAGCUCAAAAGACAUGAGUAAGGAAGAUCUUAGUAACAAAGAGCCCACAUCAUCGGCAACUUCAGGAAGUUUAAAGAGGCAACGGUCAGGUGACUCUUUUACCUCUAUGAUAGCUGAAAAAAUGGACAAGUUCGCUAAAGCACUCAAGGAGGAAGCCUUUAGAGGCCCAACAUCAAAAGAAAUUCUAGACACACUGAAUGAAGUAUAA
Molecule: messenger RNA, 628 nt
Organism: Setaria italica (foxtail millet)
Lineage: Eukaryota; Viridiplantae; Streptophyta; Magnoliopsida; Poales; Poaceae
Exons: 2
Coding region: 29-628 (199 amino acids)
Source: RefSeq, a predicted model, not a curated record